GCAUAUGCUGUUUUGAACCAUUUUGAACAGUUUGCCAACCAUUUUGUUUUUGCCAAUAUCCAUUUAUUUUAACUUUUUUACUUUUUGACGAUUUCCUGUUUUAAGGGAAAUAUACAGUGGUGCGUUUUAUAUUUGUAAUCAAUUUUAUUUCAAAUAUGACAGAUAUAGAAGAAACUAGUGAACCUAUACUUUAUGACCCUUUAAUAAAACAAUCCAGUCCCGCAACCCCAAUGUGGAACCACGUUUUAACACUAGGCCUACUCGAUUUAUACAAAAAAUACAGAGACCAAGUCGGUUCAUUUCAAAUAAAAUCAAUGAAAAAGAUGUGGGAAAAAAUUGCAGUGGAGAUAAAUACUCAAUUCGAUGUGAAUUUCACUGAAUGUCAUUGCGAAAAUCGGUGGAGAGUCGUAGAAAGAAACUAUAAAAAGUAUCUUAAUGGAAAGUUCGGCAGGAGAUACAGAUAUUUCGAAUAUAAGAAGGAAAUGGAAGAAAUAGUUAGGAAAAGAAACAUUAAUAUGAAUUCUAGUCCGAAAAAAACACCCAACCCAACGACGACCCCUGAAAUUAAGCAGGUACGUUUGCUAACAAUACCUUUUAUGCCUACUCCAUCGAAAAUGCCAGAUUUGAAACCGGUUAAUAACAAAAAUAAGGUUGUAAAGAAAAAUCCUGAUACUAAUCACGUAUUAGAACAAAUGAGGAGAGACAAAAAGGAAUUUUACAUAAACGUCUUAAAAUUGAGGAGAGAAAAACUGAACUUACUAAAAGAAAAGCUUAAUUUCUACAAAGAAACGAGAAGAGAAGAAUUAUUAUUGCAGAAACAACAUAAUGAGUUAUUAAAAGAGAAAAAUCAACUUUUAAAAGGUUCGGAAAGAGAAAAAAUACAUGUAACAAAAACUGAGCUUGUUUAGUGUUUAAGCCAUUAUUUAACUUAUAAAAUAAAUUAUAUAUG
Molecule: messenger RNA, 949 nt
Organism: Sitophilus oryzae (rice weevil)
Lineage: Eukaryota; Metazoa; Arthropoda; Insecta; Coleoptera; Curculionidae
Exons: 2
Coding region: 156-908 (250 amino acids)
Source: RefSeq, a predicted model, not a curated record